This is a messenger RNA of Schistosoma margrebowiei, 4395 nucleotides long. The record is from the annotation of a GenBank genome assembly. NCBI's taxonomy places the organism in Eukaryota, Metazoa, Platyhelminthes, Trematoda, Strigeidida, Schistosomatidae.
GAAAGAGUCAUGAAAUCUUCCAUAACUUGUUUUCUAUACUUAUUGUUUAUUGUAGUUUAUUAUAUUUCUAAAUGUCAUUCCAUAGUUCCUAAGGCUUACAAACAUCAUAAGACAGGAAUUUAUCAUAAUCUUGUUGAAGUGUUGACGUACGAUCAUUCAUACAAAAAAUGUUAUAUUUUAACGGAAGCAUUAAAACGUUUUGAAGAACGUCUCACAAUAAUAAAACAAUAUCCUAAAGUUCCUAUUUGUUUACCAAAUUCUACAAUCGAUACCAUCAAAUUAUCAAUCACUAGGGGAUGUAACGAGUCAAAUGGUGAAUUAUGGCCUUCUGAAUCAAUCAAUGAGACGUAUUCACUCUUUAUUUUCAGUAAGAGAAUAAUCUUAAAAUCCGAAGAAAUCUGGGGAAUAUUACAUGGAUUAGAAACAAUACUUCAGUUAAUUUACAGAAGUCCACUAGAGAGAAACAUGAUUGAAGGUGGUCUAAUUUGGGAUGAACCAUCAUUUCCCCAUAGAGGAUUUUUAAUCGAUACAUCUAGACAUUAUUUAUCAUUGAAGGAGAUUGAGAAAUUCCUUGAUUCAAUGUCAAUGGUGAAAAUGAAUGUACUUCAUUGGCAUAUUGUGGACGAUCAAUCUUUUCCCUAUGUAUCUGAAACGUUUCCGAAACUUUCUUCAAAAGGAGCAUUUCACCCGUAUCUUUUAAUCUAUACACCGAACGAUGUGAAAUAUUUAUUAAAUUAUGCUCGUUUACGAGGAAUAAGAAUAAUGCCGGAAUUUGAUACACCAGGUCAUGCAAAUUCUUGGGGGAAAGGGUAUCCAGAGAUUUUAACCAAAUGUUACAUUAAGGGUGAACCGGAUGGUACUUUGGGUCCAAUCAAUCCAAUCAAUAAUAUCUCUUAUAACUUUGUGUCACAAUUAUACAAAGAAUUAUUUAGUGUAUUUCCUGAUAACUGGUUUCAUUUAGGUGGGGAUGAAGUUGAAUAUAAUUGCUGGCGUUCCAAUCCUUCAAUUAUUGAAUUUAUGAAAAAAAUGAAAUUUGAUGAUGAUUAUCACCGCCUGGAAGGCUACUACAUAAAUAAUUUAAUCCAAAUUAUCAAUGAUGUCAAACCACCUGAACGAAAUAUUACUCCAAUUGUGUGGCAAGAAAUAUUUGAAAAUGGAUUUAGAGGCGAUAAAUCAACAAUAAUUCAUGUGUGGAAAGACUUAUUUUGGGAAUCUGUGGUGAAAAAUGUUACUAAAGCAGGCUAUAGAGUACUAUUCUCAGCUGAUUGGUACCUGAAUUACAUUUCUUAUGGUGAUGACUGGAGGUACCACUAUCGUGUUGAUCCGAGAGAUUUCGGAGGUAGUAAGGAUGAUGCGAAAUUGGUUAUUGGAGGUGAAGCAGCUAUGUGGGGUGAAUAUGUGGAUGACACGAAUUUGUUUAGUCGAUCAUGGUUAGUAAAUAAGUACAUAUUGCAUAAUUAAGCUAAUGAAUUUGUGUUGAUUGUUCAGAGUGGAGUUAGUUCUUACCAGUGAGAAAUAUCAACUGAAGGAAUAUUGAACAUUGAGAAACACAACACAAGUAUCUAGACUCUCUUUAUAAACCUUAAGUUGUGUUCAUCAACUCUAAGCAAAAGGGGCUCGAAUCAAGAAUAUUCAGAUUUUCUAUCGAGCACCAAUCCAUUAGGUCAACGGCUUAGAUUAACUUUUUAUAUAUGAUUUAUUGGACUUUGUUAAUUAUGUCUUUUAACUAGAAUUCCAAGAAAUUUAUAUGGAAUUAGUCACUAUUAAUCACACAUUUAUGAUUUUUUUAAUGCUUAUUCACUGAUAUUCAGUUUAAUUAAGUGACACUUUAUCAUUCCGGAUGAUACAGAAUGGUUGUAGCGCCACUUCAUGAGCUGAUCAAAGUUGAAAAAUUGGAUUAUUAGAUGUGACUUUAGUGAUCUAAACACAUCGUGCUAGCUGCAAUGUCUAAUUUAUACGAAAAUGUUAAAUCAAUCAAGGCAAUUUGGGUCAAUUAUCCCAAUGAAAUAGAAUAAGUCUCUAGGUAAAAGUACAAGUUGAUAGUAGGAAGACAGAUGAACUGAUAAUAGUAAGAAUAAUAAAAUACAAUAACAAAACUCUUAUCAAUAAUUAAUCGUUGGAAAUAGAAGGUCAAAUAAACAUGGAUAAAUCGACUAGGAAUAGUCAACACCAAAACAUUAACAUCAUUACGUAAUAAGAUGUGGGUAAAUAAUUAGAUAGUGAAGAAUACAAAGAGGCGGAGAAUUACAAACAAAUAAUGGAUGUGAAAAGUACAACAAUCGAUCAUAUCUUUGUUCGCAGAAUUGCAAACUUAGAAUGGAAUCAAGCAAAUGAUGAUGAAGUUAAACACAUGGUAGUAGUCAAAUAUAGAUCCGUUGAUGAGAUUAUGAAUAUUUAGAGACUGUAAUGACCUAAAUAUGUAUUAUGUAAGUCCAACCGCAGCCUAUAUCGAUACCCAGAAGUGGCCCACAAGUCAAGAUAUGAUAUCAUUCCAUGAAGCAAUUGACUGUUAAUUUGAGCCAUAUUGGUAAGCGUAAAUUACACAGUUGGAUCCAUUAUGACAGUCCUAAUCAGUGAAUGAUUAACCUUAGGCGGCGUGACUUAAAAUGUAUGAGAAUGGAGAUGUAUUGACUUUUUGCCAGUUCACAGUUACUUAGUUACAAAAUCAUUACUUACUUUAGAUUUAUUUGUAAACACAUUCUUUCCCGAAUGGUUUUGUACAUCUUAUUUGUUUCACAAUGACUAAUACUACUAUUUCUACUAGUGUAUUCAUCUAAUUAAUUUCAUCUCUCUGUGCUGAUACGGUGCUUCAAUUUAUGCCUAUGGACAUACGUCCCAUGUCCUGGCUUUGCUUACAAACCAGUGACUGAGCCUAAUGGCUUAUUUUUCCAAUGUUGAUCACAACAGUUCCGUCCUAUCAGGCCAACCUAGAAUGGUCAAUACAUGAAUUCUAAAAGUUUUUCUCAACUGAUAUAAAAUAGGAACCUCAUUCACUUUCUCUAUACGAGAGCUAGACAAAUCCGAACCAAAUAUACAAUCUAUGUCGAACAUGAUAAAUUAAUUCAGACACCUAUCAGCAACAUAUAUCUAUCUAAAUUAAUUGGGAAAAAAUUGAGGCCGAAAAAACAACUUGAAAGUAUGCUCAUAACACCAGAGAAAACUACAUUCAAGUACAUUCCGAAAUUCCGAAGCCAGACUUUUGAGAUCUCUGAGAAAAACAUAAUCUUUUUUUUAUUUUUAAGUUUGAUGAAAGAAUAGUUUUAUUAACAAACCUGAAUUAACCGAAUUUUAUCAUUGAAGGUCACUCGUCUCCACUUUGAAUUGUCGGCCACUCCUGGUCACGUGACAUGCACGGCGUUGUCCAUAUCACGGUCAUUGGUCAGGACCUUGAUUGUCGGCGGCCGUUGGUCACGUGUCACGUCCUUGUCCCUCUCAAGGUCAUUGACUUCGAACGGACCAUGUCGACAAACGAUCCCUCACGCCAGAUUCAAACCCAGGUCCUUCAGUUUUCAGGAUAAAUUUGGUUUCCGGUUUCAUAUUGUAGACUGACCAAGUAUUUAGAAAGUAUAUCUCAACUCAUUAAUAGUGAUAUAAGUGGUUUAACCAAUUAAGCAUCACCUCAUUAUAAGAAAGUACAACAAUAAUACAAUAUCAUUCAUUGAUUUGCUUUUUCAGUAAAUAAUACAACUUAUCGAAAUACUUCAGCUGAUCAAGGUUCCGAUAGUAGAACUAUUAAAUCAGCAACAAAAUCAACUGGAAACAAAACAAUUGAUAUCACUGGUCAAAAAUCUGGUUCUACACGUGGUACUUCAGCAAAAAUUGAUUUUAAUCAAGCACAUUGGAAAAUAAGAAUUAUAUGUAAAAAAAAUUUCAAAUGACAUUAAAUUCAUUAAUAUGGAUGAUAAAAUAUUAGAAGUUAAAGCUUUAGAAAGAGCUUGUGAAGAAAUGGAACCUGGUUGAGCGAUGAGAGCUGAAAUAUCAAGAGCUCGUUAUCUUGAAGAAUAUGGUUUAAUGAAUAAAUUGGAUAACAAGACUAAUGUAGAUGAUUCAGGAUCAAUGAUUACCAUUACAUCUGAUGUUCGAAACUGACGAAGUACACUAUAAAUAUUACGAAAUGUGUAUGAAUGAUAGAAAUAAUAUAAUAAAACAAUAUAAAAAUAAUAAAGAAACAUCAUGUAAUCAAACAAUGAUUGAACAUAGUGAUAAUACAGAACCAAUUCUAAAUAGAAAUGAAAAUGUAAAAAAAUAGCAAAAGAAUUAAAACAUCAAGAAGUUCCAAAAGUCGAUCGAAUUCAAAUCAACGAAGAAAAUGAGGGAAAAAAUAAAUUAACUGUUUGUUUUACUCUCUUGUUUGUUCUACCUCUCUCCCCCGUCAUCGUCGCCAUGGAAUCCUGG